AUGACUCUGAGUUUCCAAUUGUUUGCUAAGCGACCUUUUUGGUCCCAUACUUAUGUUAUUCCUAUCUAUUUUUAUCCUUUUGUCUACUAUAUAGGAAGUAAGUAUACUUUUGGUGAAAAUGAUACGUCAGGGGCUGUAAUAGGUAUGUUCUUUUGGGGGAUAGUUCAAGGGUUCUUAUUCUUAUCUUCAUUUUGGGGGAGUACCAUCUAUCAGUACGCUAAAUUGAAGCGAGUGGAUAGAAUUGAAGAGGCAACAAUGGUGCGUAUAGAGAAAGAAAGAGGGAUUGGCCGAUCUCAAAAAGUUGGAUUUUCUUAUCUCCUUUCAAAAACUUUAGUGAUUGGAGAUAAGAAAGAACGAGUUAAAUGGUUAGAAUUUGACAAUGAUGUUUUUUACUUUACCCAAUCGGGUUUUAAACAGUUAUCAAUUGAUUUAGAUCAUUCUUUACAGGAAUAUCAACAAGAAACAAUUACUAACAAAUUGUUAUCUGGUUUGAUAGAGAGAAGUAUUCUACCAAAGAAUGAGUUUAAGAUUGAGCCACCUACCUUUUUGAAUAUGUUUGCUGAACAUGCAGUUAGUCCUUUCUUUGUCUUCCAGAUCUUUUGUGCUCUCUUAUGGAUGCUUGAUGAGUACUGGAAGUACUCUCUUUUUACCUUUGCUUCAAUCAUAGUCUUUGAAGGAGGGAUGGUCUUCCAACGCCUCUCCAAUAUCAGGCAAAUGCGCAGUCUUAAUUUAGCCCCACAAAAGAUCUUAAGAAUUAGAGAUAACAAAAAGGAAGAAGUCUUAAGUAGUGAACUUUGUCCAGGUGAUCGUAUCUUUAUUGCCCAUAAGAUCCAAAUUCCAGCCGAUCUUUUGAUUCUUACAGGACAUGCAGUAGUUAAUGAAUCAAUGCUUUCUGGUGAAGCUACCCCUGUAGCCAAGGAAAGUAUUUCUGAAAGUCCGGAAAUCUUAUCUUUAGCCCGACAUAAAAAACACCUUCUUUAUGGUGGAACUAAGCUUAUGAAACUAGAUGAGCGUGGAAUUGAGUGUCGUGUCUUAAGAACUGGGUUUAUGACAGAACAGGGAGAACUUAUUAAGUCUAUGAUUGCUUCUGAAGAUGUAGUUGGAGAGAACAAUUACGAAGCUUAUCUUUUUAUCUUAGCUAUGUUGAUAUUUGCUAUCUGUUCUUGUGUUUAUGUCGUACGAGUAAGUGUUGGACUGGGUAAAACCGUCUACAAAAUCAUGUUAGAGUGUAUUAUGAUUCUAACUAAUGUAGUACCACCUGAACUACCUAUGGAAUUAACUAUUGCUGUUAACUCUUCUUUACAAGAACUAGUAACCCUAGGUGUUUAUUGUUUAGAACCAUUUAGGAUUCCUUUUGCUGGUAAGAUAACAGUUUGUUGUUUUGAUAAGACUGGGACCUUAACUGAACUGAACUACCAGUUGGAAAGACUGGAACAUGCUCAGGAUACUCAGGCUGAAGUAGUACUGGCCACUUGUCAUUCGGCUAUUGUAUUAGAAGGUAAGAUUGAAGGAGAUCCUAUGGACUUAUGCGGACUGGAGUUUGUUAAGGCCGAAGUUCUUUCGGAUGAUUCGGUUCAAGUAGAGGAAGCUACCUAUCAUACAAUCAAAAAGUACUCUUUUGAUAGUGAUCUCAAAAGAAUGUCAGCUUUGAUUCAAAAUGGUAAGCAAAUCUAUGCCGUUAUGAAAGGUGCUCCAGAAACAGUCAAGGACUUUUUAGCAUCAGUACCUGCCACCUACAGUGACUUUGAAGAAUUCGCUGCUAAAGGCUACCGAGUUUUAGCUUUAGCUAUUAAGGAAGUCCCUCUUCAAACUAUUCCGACAACUCGAGCGGCUUUAGAGGCACAAAUGAGUUUUGCCGGGUUUGCCCUUUAUAACUCUAAGCUCAAAGAUAAGGCUAAAGAAACAGUUGCCCAUCUGAUUACCAGUGGACAUAAAGUCAUUAUGAUUACUGGUGAUAAUGAAAAAACAGCUAUCAGUGUAGCUAAGCAAUUGCGCAUGUACAAUGAGCAUUUCUUAAGUGGAACUGAACAGAUCAACAAGUUCUUACAAUCUGUAUCUGAGAUGAGUUUAGAAGAAAAACAACGCGUAGUAUGGCCAUCAGUCUUUGCCCGGGCUAAUCCCGAGGCUAAAGAAGAAAUUCUUACUCUACUUAAUGCAUCAGGUGAGUAUACACUUAUGUGUGGUGAUGGAACUAACGAUGUAGGAGCACUUAAAACAGCCCAUGCCGGAAUUGCUCUUCUGGAGGGGACUAAGAACCGGGCUAAGUCUAUCGCCUUACCGGGUAAUAUUGGGCAAACGAUGUUUAUUCUGGAUGAAGAAAUUAAGCUAAAACUUGGUGAUGCGAGUGUGGCCGCUCCAUUUACAUCAAGAACUGGAUCUUUACAAUCAGUAAUUGAUGUGAUAUCUCGUGGUCGAUCGGCUUUAGUCAGUACAGUGCAGAUGUAUAAGGUUUUAGCUCUUAAUUCUCUUCUUUCAGCUUAUACUUUAAGUGUGUUUGAUACAAUGGGUAUUAAGUAUGGUGAUUUCCAAAUGACAGCUGCUGGUAUCUUAUCUGCUUUUGCUUUUACCUUUUUUGGUAAAUCAAAACCUUUGCCUAAGAUUAGCAAACAAAAACCAGUUGCUAAAAUAUUCAGUAGAUACAUUGUAGUAUCGGUUAUUCUGCAGACUUUAGUGCAUAUUUCAUCCUUUUACAUUACUUACCUGGGUAUUAUCCAGCACGGUCCGAUUGUUCUGCAGGAGAAGUUUGCUCCUUCCCUAGCUAAUACUGCUAUGUUCCUAUUGGGUACAGCUUUGCAAGUCACUACCUUGAUUGUUAAUUAUGUGGGUCGACCUUUCCGUGAAAGUCUUACAGAGAAUACUAAACUGUUUAAUUCUCUGGCUCUGACUAUGGUUAUGGUAGUUUGUUGCACUCUAGAGGUAUCGCGUGAGAUUAACGAGAAGAUGGAACUUGUUUCUAUUCCCUCGGUUUUAAAGACAAGACUUCUACUGGUUAUUGGAAUUGAUCUUCUUCUUUGUCUUGGUAUUGAAAAGACUGCAUUCGGUCUCUUCAUGAACAAGACACCUCAGAAGCCAGUCUCUAAAUUGAAGAAAUCCGUAUAA
Nematocida homosporus is the source of this 3099-nucleotide messenger RNA. Its product is annotated as manganese-transporting P-type ATPase. The coding region runs from base 1 to 3099 and encodes 1032 amino acids. Gene Ontology annotation, molecular function: ATP binding; P-type ion transporter activity; ATP hydrolysis activity. The record is from RefSeq and is a predicted model, not a curated record. Gene Ontology annotation, biological process: intracellular calcium ion homeostasis. Lineage: Eukaryota; Fungi; Microsporidia. The transcript has a single exon. Gene Ontology annotation, cellular component: endoplasmic reticulum membrane.